UUGUACUACAUAAUGAGUCGCAAUGUUUACUGUUAUGUGGUAAUAAAUUUAUUUAUUAUGUAAAAUACUGAGUGUACUAAAUUUUUGAAGAGUAGUAUAGUCAGUGUAUGUAUUUUUGUCUCAGGACAUCUGCCAGCAAGAUGCCGAUCAUCCAGUCUUGCUGCUGCUGGCGCAGUCUCCGGCGCGGGUGCUACGCCUCGGCCGUCUAUACCAUGCUCUGUAUUCGACAGGUAUACUUCUCGGUGACUAUCGUGACGAUGGGCCACUUCAUUGAGAUGGAACAGCGCUACCUGAAUGGAGACAUGACGGAGCCAGAGUCCGAGAGUUUCCUUGAACCGGAGAAGAUCACACCGAUUACUGUGUCCCUGAACAUAACUCUACUCGCUUGCAGUACUAUGGGCCUCGUCGCAUGCGUUCUCCUGAUUUUCGGGGUGUAUAAGGACGUGAAGUUCAUGUUACUGCCGUGGGUGGUGGCUAUGGCGCUGGAAACAAUAGUAGAGAUUGUCAACCUUUUCUACUUAUUCUAUCUCCAAACUAAUUUCAAUCCGAUCACGUCGUUCUUGUUCACGCUGGACUUCUUCAUAAUCGUGCUGAAUAUAUCGUUGUUACAGAUCUACGCUAUGAUCUGCGUGAUCUCGCAGUUCCAGGAGUACAAUGAAGGUCGCGGCACCGCAGCCUUCGACAACGUCGACAGGGCUACGGUCCAGUAUACGGCCACGGCUCAACAUACGCAGACCACCAGCUCGGCUCCAAGCGGCCGCCGCCGCUCCGCGGGCAGACCGAUGCCCAGCCGCUGUGACCCUGAGGAGUUCUCCGAGGCGCCCCAAACCAAACCGAUCACGUCCGUACUAUCAAAACCAAGCCGUUCCGCCGUCAAGAAACACGUCCAGUUCCCUGACGAACAGAGCUGCAUCGAAGAGGCUGCUGAGCUGCCGACCGAAGCUGGACCUGUAGAGAAACCGGAAGCGCGCGUCAUUUCUUCGCUGUGGAUGGAGCUGGAGUCGGAGGCCCCGGUGCCGGAGCGCUGACGCCGGAGGAGCGAGCAGUACUACCGGCCGGUCUCCCGCGCUCGCAACGAGCGCCGGAAGAUGUCCGCCGCCGGAGUGCCGCCCGCCGAUACUGCUAAAAAGGACUCCCUGUAAUCAUCACGGAUGACUUGGCACACGACUCGAUUUGGAUACGCUAACAGGGUAAUGCUAAUGAAAAUGUUUGUCAAACAAAUAUAACCUUUAUUAUGUAUAAUUAAACACCAUUUUACCGAAUUGAUACCACCGGCACCACCACGGUAUAGUUUACCCUAAGCGCUGAACAGGACAGAUUUUACUUAAUUAAUUUAAGGUACUCAAUUAUUACACACUUCUCAAUCUUUUUUUAAUAUUUCCAUAUUACACCUUUCGUAAUAGUUUUAUUGGGUACCUGUUCUCUAAAUGUAUAAUUAUUUUAGUUUUAGAUCUUUGGGAUUCUAUCACCCAUUAAUAUACUAAUCACAUAUAACCGAUUAUAUUUAACCAAUUUGAAUACCAAGUAAUAUUUCAAUUGAUGUCAUUAGAUAGAUGUUUUAUGAUAUUGCAUACCUACGUACAAUCAAUUAAUAGUUCUCAUAUUAUAACAAUUUUAAUGGGAUUAAUAUCAUUGUAAUCUGGUAGAGCGCCGCUUCAUUUAUUUAGUAUUAUUUUUUGCUCUUAUUG
Messenger RNA from Trichoplusia ni (cabbage looper), 1688 nucleotides. RefSeq lists its product as uncharacterized. The record is from RefSeq and is a predicted model, not a curated record. NCBI's taxonomy places the organism in Eukaryota, Metazoa, Arthropoda, Insecta, Lepidoptera, Noctuidae. The coding region runs from base 108 to 1028 and encodes 306 amino acids. The transcript has 10 exons.